Molecule: messenger RNA, 4426 nt
Organism: Harpegnathos saltator (Jerdon's jumping ant)
Lineage: Eukaryota; Metazoa; Arthropoda; Insecta; Hymenoptera; Formicidae
Gene: spz4
Product: Spaetzle domain-containing protein 4
Exons: 8
Coding region: 2074-3681 (535 amino acids)
Biological process (GO): innate immune response; central nervous system formation
Cellular component (GO): extracellular region
Molecular function (GO): Toll binding; growth factor activity
Source: RefSeq, a predicted model, not a curated record
UUCAUAUUGACCAUCUCAAGUGAAUCCAAAAUUCUACUCGAACAACGUUUGCCCAAUAAAAAGAUCUGCAAGCCUAAUUGAGAAAUUAGGACCUUGGAGAAUUCUUUUUCUUUUUUUCUUGGUGGAAUCUUCAAGAGAUGAUUACUGGUAUUUUCUCUAACGCGAACCACUUACACUGGAUAUUUCUGUUCUCAUUCGGAAAUCAAGGUUGCAAGACGCGGAAGACAGAACGUGAUGACAAAUGGAAACGCGUCCUUGUCUAAAUCGCGACGAGACGAGAGGAUAGUGCGGUUCCUACAGAAGAACGCAGAAAUAGAAACGCGAUGCAUCCGUCGAGCGGAUUUGUUGGCACGAUUCGAUCUCGACCUCUCGAUCCUGAGCUUGAGCUCUCUCAAACGCGUGCGGUCCGAUUCGAUAUUCAGAAGCGCACACACACACGCCGAUCAUCGUCGGCGGAGCAUCGCGGCGCCUUCAAAAGUGAGGAAAUUCAGUGAAAGAAGAGUCUGUCCAGUGACAGUGCUUUCGAGGUCAGUAGACCGCGCACUCACGCGCGCUCAGCGAGUAAACCUUAAAUCGCGUUUACGACCGUCCCAGCAUCUUUUUUCCGGAGCGCGCGCGCGCGCGGUGGGAACGCGCAUGUGUACUCGCGAUCAGCGGCGUAGCGUGGCUGUCUUCUCGCUGAGAAGAAGAAGAAGAAGGAGAAGAAGAAGAAGAAGCACGUCUCUCUCUGGCUGUGUGCUUUGGCUUCCUCUUGCUUCAUCCGUCGAUCCGAGGAUCUAUGCCUCGCGCGACGAGCGCGACGAGCUUCGCGAGGAAACUUCUCGGACGAGGAAAAGACUUUCUCGUCGGUAUUCCUCCCUCCUUGGGAGCGAAAUCCGAGAGGGAUGCUCCUUCGUGCGGUAUGCUUACGGAUGCGAAAUCAGUAUGCGAGGAUGGCGACCAGUGGUCCCGUGCGCACUGGCGCGGACUUCUCUCCGGUUUCCAGGAGUAGGAGUCGUCUAGGCUACGUCACUGGCGGGGUCCUCGUGACACAGAUCGGCGAUGGUAACUAUAACGGUAUCCGUCGGCGUGACCUACUCUCUCGGUGAAGUCGCGCUCUCUCGGUCUUCCUCCUUUUCGUUUCUCUCUCCGUGUGUCUUUCCCCGACUCUCCUUUCUCGUCCAGGGCCGAAUAUCGAGCAGGUUCGUCGCACAGGGCACAGGAUGAUGACGUGCGGCUCGGUACGUCGAGCGCGCACGUGUUCCUCGCUCGACGAAACGAUGACACGAGAAUUGAUUAUCCCCAAAGUUAUAGUCGAAAAGGGCAACCACGACACCGCGAGAGGACGACGGACGACGAUAACUGCUGUACGAAGUAAUUACAAUUGUCCGAAAUGUAAUCGUUGAUAAUGUUUUUCGCAGCGAUCGCAUCUCAGCAAGAUCCGAUUUUUUUCAGGCGUCAACGCUUCGGCGCUGAGCGUCUCUUCUCGCCGUGCGGAAGUUUCGAGUUGAGGACGGGGGCGAGGUGAGACUGCCGGCACGCCACUGCGUGCGUGCGUGCGUGCGUGCGUGCGUGCGUAUAGCAUCUUCUCCCGUAGAGCGGGCUACACUUUUUCCACGUGAAGCACAUCGUUCACGGGGUCGUCGCAUGGGCGGGCGGGCGGUUGAACGAGCGAGCGAGUCAGCGGCUGAUUACGGGCAGUAAUGAAAGCGGCCCGCUUGCACACGGUAGGCAAGUGGAGACAGGUACGCAAGGUGCGCGCUGUCAUGUAGCCGCGCGCCGCCAGUCAUCUCCGUCGUCGUCGUAGUCCACAGUCUCACCUCUCCUUCGGUCUCUCUUAUCCGGGCGCGUCUUAUACGGAAGCGACCGUGCGUGGUCAAUGAAAGCAGCAGCAGCAGCAGCAGCAGCAGCCGCUGUCGCUACCACUGUUGUUGCUGUUGUUUGCUCGUACCUCGGCCAGUAGCCAGUAGCCAGAGUGUGUGACACCGCCUUAGAGUGAGCGGUGCGCGGGAGUGGCUCGCGGGAUUCACCAAGUCGUCGACUGGCACGACGGGUCUGCCGGCUCGGACCGUAGCGAGUUCAAAUCCGCGAGUUAUGAAAGCGAUCGCGUUUUUCCUUCUUCAGGUGAGCGCACUGCAGCUGCCGAGAUGUCGAGGCGGUGGGCCGAGCACAUUCGGGUACGACGCGUCCUCGGCGUGCAGCAAGCCGUAUUCGCGCGUGGGACGCGCGCACCACGAGGAUCUGCCUUGCGACUUUCGCCGGCAGAACUGGUGCACGAUCCCCGGUAGCGCUUAUCCUUGGCACGCGGUGCGUCGUUUCGUGCAGGAGAAUCAGGGAUUGAUGCGACGCAUGUACGGUGACGAGAGUUACAUCAGCGUCCUCAGAGCGGAAUUCGACAAGAAUGAUAUCGAGCUGAAAUACGACGACUAUCAUCAUUUUGCUGACGAGUUAAGGCAAUUUCAAUAUGAGGACGACGAUUACGACGAGUUUGUGGACGACGAGCGGCAGGCGUUGCCAAAGGACAACGCGGACGAGUAUGAGGGUCGCGGAUUCACAAGUCGUUCCUUCAACGAUCCCAUCGCCAAGCGGCUGAACAAGUUUCCGAAACUCAGCGAGUACACCAGGCCGCACUUCAAGCCGACCGAGCGGAUCACCACCAGCUCCAUCGCCAGCAGCACUACUACUACUACGACCGCCUCGACGUCGACCAGCGCCACGACCUUUCGUACACGCGUGUCGUCCUCGACGACACCUGCCGCAUCUUCCAGCACGGAAGAAACAUUAUUCGACAUUCAAGCGCCAGUGACCAAGUCAACCAAGUCUCCAAACCAAGUCACCACUGAAGCAGCCGACGAAGAUCUCGCGGCAACAAAUAGCACGACGACGACGGCGACGUUAUCGCCGAGCGUCACCGUAGCUCAGAUUAUGAGAGAGCAGAAUUUCAGUAUCAACGAGAUCCCCGGACAAAACGACCGGAUCGACGAGAACGUGGAGGAGGAGACCGUGGAAGUGGUGGUGCACUCGGAGAACUCGGACGCGGUGAUAGAAGAGGACACGACUUUGGAAUCGGCUGACACGACCAGCGUGUCGUCGGAACUACCAUUGGUCGAGCAGGAGGGUGAAGAAGAGAAGGAGAAAGUACUCGGUGCGGCCACAAAGACGACCGUACACGAGACUGUCGUCGCCGCUCCGAGUAACCACGAGCAAUUCAGACCGCGUCCCGAGUAUCGGCCGUUGGGCGUAGCCGAGACGUCGAGUAUGAGCGGACAGCUCUAUCAGGACGCGGCGAAGGAGCAGCCGGAGCAGCAAGUGAUGAAGCUCCGAGGAGUCAGGAACGCUUGCCCCGUCAAAGAGGAAGUAGUUGCACCAUUCUGGGCGAACAGCACUCGCGGCGAGGUCCUGGCCCUGCUGAACCUCUAUCCGUUCGAGCAGUAUGUUCACUGGGAGAAGUGCACGCACGAGAACAAACAGAUGUACUGCCGCGACGGCUGCAAGUGCGAGCAGCAGUACAGGCUGCACCGGUUGCUGGCUUAUGACCCCAACAACGAGUGCCGCGGUAUCUUCAGCGACUGGUUCAAGUUCCCCAGCUGCUGCGUGUGCCGUUGCUACGAUCUGCCGCUUGAGUUUCGAGUAACAUCGCGCUCGCCGCGCACUCACAAACGGCGGAUCAAGGUGCAAGUACCGCGGGACCGUUAUGCAUGAUCGAAUUGUCCUGGCCGAUCGCCAAAAGUGCCAGGUCGCGUAAAUGCAGAGGACAAGCCGUUGAGAAUAAGAUCGUCGUUCAUACAUUCGAUUUGCGUGCCCUGAAAUCCUAAAGUAAAGAGGGAACGCGGUACGAUAUGAUCGAUGUCCAAUGACGGUUGAAAUGUAUUCUGAAAUAUCUAAAAUGUCGGAGGUUAAGUUGUAAGCACACACACACGCACACGCACACACACACACACACAUGUACACACACACGGUAUCUAGUAUGGAGAAAGAAAUGCGGAAACUGAUUACGAUACGUUUCGAGAUUUUACGACGUGUGUGUGUGUAUGUGUGUGUGCCGUUUAAUCCAGCUGUGUACGCGUCAUCGGCUCUCUUGGUCUGUUCUUUGUAGCUGCACUGCUGAACUGGUGCAAUAAGUUAGAAUGAGAGAACCUAUAUUUGUCUCACUUUAACUUAUUGCACCAGUUCAAUAGUGCAGCUACAAAGAACAGACCAUCUGUUACACCUCUCUUCUCCCAUGCAACAUAUACCGCUGUAACGAGUGUUAUGCAAUUACGAUUAUUUAUUAUGACGAAAGAGAAGAAAAAUAUAUUUAUACAUAUAUAUACUCGAGAUAUAAUUCUAUUGCAAGCAGAUAAGGCUCGUGAAUAAAGUACGCCAUUCUUUUUUUCUUUUUUUUUUUGCUAUAUUACUAUACUCUUCUCGUGUUGCUCGCGUUCAUUACCUGCAUCUCGCUUGUAUU